CCGCUGUUUUAGAGUCACUUGACCUAUUACUCUCUUCAAGUGUCACUGCACCUAGGGUUUUAUCCAGCACCUUAGGGUUUGAUUUGUUGAAUGCCAUACAAUGCUAUUCCUCAAACGCACACUCUCACCAUUCAGGUACUUUGUUCUCUCAAAAUAUUCCUUAUUCUCCACCUCAAAAUUGUCUGAUGUCAUAUCCUCAAAUAGACAACGAACAGAAGCAGAAGAAUAUUGCAGACGAAGAAUUGCUAUGACCCAAUUUUUUCUCAGUGAAUGUGGGCUUUCUGAGUCCCAAGUUUUGGCGUUUGAUAGGAGGAAUGAAAAUUUGUUCAAAGCUAAAUCCAUCUGCACAGCCCAGCAGGCAGCCUAGCUCUUUAGAGACUCAGGUUUCACAGAAGACCAGGUAAGGAAAAUUGUUUUCACACGUCCAAAUAUUAUAAAGUUCAAAGUGGAUAGUCAGUUAAAGCCCAAGAUUGAGUUUAUGAAGGCAUUAUGUUUUACUGGUAGUAACCUGGGACAUAUCGUAAGUCAAGCACCCAGUUUGCUCUGUUGUAGUUUGGAACAAAACCUAAGCCCUAAAGUUUCCUUGUUUGUAGCCAUAUUUGGUUCAAAGCAUAGUUUGUACAAAAUUAUCACGCGGUAUCCUAGGCUUUUGAUGUGUAAUACUGACAAUGUGAAACCUAACAUAGACAUUUUAAAGAAAUCAAGUAUGCAAGAUGAACUUCUUUUAUAUGCAAUCAUGGUAAGGCCCAGUUUAAUUUUGCGCAGUGAAGAGCUGCUGAAAUCGGAGAUUGAAUAUGUGAGAAACCUAGGUAUUUUGGAGGGAUCGAAAGGAUUUGCGAAUGCCCUUGUAGCCAUUGAUAGCUCUGGGCUUGAAAAUUUUGAAAAUAAAUUAAAACUCUUGACAACUCUUCGUCUUCUAGAGAAUGAGAUCCUGAAGAUUGUAAGGUGGUUUCCUAGUACGCUCUCUGGUGGCAUUGAUAAGAUAAAGAAAAAUAUGGAUUUCUUGAAAAAUACCGCUGGCUUUCAGCCGAACAUUGUGGUUACGCAUUCACGUCUUUUGACUUAUAGCGUAGAGAAUAGGCUUCUACCACGCCAUAAGGUAUUUGAAUUUUUAAGGGAAACAGAUCCAUCAAGACUUCCCAAAAGUCUAGUUAAAGUGUAUAACCUAAGUGAACGAAGUUUUGCCGACAAGUUUCUGCUGGGCACUCCUGAGGCGGCAAAAUUGUUUGAAAACUACAAGGGGAAAUCUGUUGAUCUUGCCAUCAGCUGAAAGACUUCUGUUGAGUUUGUAGCAGACAGAAAAGGGGUUUUAAUCAAUCCAGGCAUUUUCAUGAGGUUGGAUCAGAAUAAAAGGGGGUAAGCAUUUCAUCAGGUUGAAUCAAACAAAAAGAAGCUUUAUCAAUCUGGACCUUUUCUUGUGGUUGGGUCAAACAAAAAGGGUUUGAUCAAUCCAGGCCUUUUCUUGAGGCUGGACAAGUCCGAAAGGAGUUGUGUAUCAGUCAAAACCUUUUCUUCAUAUUGGAUCUCAGACCAGAAGGGUCUUUUUAUUAAUCCAGACCUCACUAGGCUUAGGUAUGAAAUUUUACUCUUUGUUCAUUACAUAGUCAAUGGCAACUCUUGAAAACUAGUACUCUAUUAUUGAACU
Cryptomeria japonica (Japanese cedar) is the source of this 1645-nucleotide messenger RNA. RefSeq lists its product as uncharacterized. The record is from RefSeq and is a predicted model, not a curated record. NCBI's taxonomy places the organism in Eukaryota, Viridiplantae, Streptophyta, Pinopsida, Cupressales, Cupressaceae. Gene Ontology annotation, biological process: regulation of DNA-templated transcription; chloroplast organization. Gene Ontology annotation, cellular component: chloroplast. Gene Ontology annotation, molecular function: double-stranded DNA binding. The coding region runs from base 479 to 1270 and encodes 263 amino acids. The transcript has a single exon.